This is a messenger RNA of Thecamonas trahens ATCC 50062, 1188 nucleotides long. RefSeq lists its product as uncharacterized. The record is from RefSeq and is a predicted model, not a curated record. NCBI's taxonomy places the organism in Eukaryota, Apusomonadida, Apusomonadidae. The transcript has a single exon. The coding region runs from base 1 to 1188 and encodes 395 amino acids.
AUGCUUGCCUUCAGGCUCCCGGCGGCAGCGGCGAGCAGAUCGCUCGUCGUCCACCUCGACAUUAACAAGACCAUCGCCAUGGUUGAUCAAGCCGGCGGCAAGUCGCAGCUCGAUGUCUGCUGCGAGCUGACGGCCGAGCAGGCAAUGGGAUUCUGCCCGCGUCCUCCUCCAACGCCGGUAUCACCCUCGGACCGGCAUGGCUCACCAACCUCGCCGCCGGUGUCAUGGACGCGGCUCCCGCUGCCGACGUCGGUCUUGGUGACAGGCGAUCGGGCAAGGGCGGCGCAGAUCAGCUCGUACAAGACCUUUGUCGAUACGGUGGCUCUGCCGUUGCCGCCGCCGCCGGUUGACGCCGACACGGUUGCGGCGAUCCGGGGCGAGCGCAAGGCGUUGACCUGCCACUACGGGCGGCCCACAAGCUCGACGUAUGAGCGUGAGGCGUGGGCACAGGCGCAGGAGCUUCGUGACGCGCUGAGUCGGAGCCGCGACCCGUUUGUGGUUGAUGCAGCCGUGGCUCUGCUCGACGCCGCGGUCACUGCCGUCGCCUCCGGCGGCCUCGCCUCGUUCGGCCUCGUCUUUCGCACCUUUGGCUCUGAGCUCGAUGCUGUCCGUGCAGCGUUAGCUCGCGCUGUCGACGCCGGAGUGGCUGCGGCCGAGGCUGCUGGCAAGCCCGUGAUGGCAGCCGUCUGGCGUGGCCUCCAUCCGGCGGCGGCGACUACCCGCGCCGCCGAACUUGUCCGAUCGGGCACCGACGCGGUGACAAUGGUCAUGGACGAUGGCCGGGUGGCGGCGCAGGACGUGUGCGGUGUCCGGCGGGAGCUCCUCUCCCAUCUUGUUGCGCCUGGAGCGGCGCGAGUCAUGUUUGUCCGCGACGAGUUUGCGGCGUGGUCACGCGCCGGCGAGGCUGCGCAUGCCGGCAAGCUCUUUGCACUGGACGGCGAGCGCGGGCAGGCGCCUGCUGAGAUCUUCUUUGACGACAAUCUGCGGCCGCGCGACGAGCGCAGCAUCGUCGACGUGCGCUUUGUCGACGACGAUGGCUGCGAGGGCGGCAAGGCCGCCGGCCACCACGCCUCGGCAGCCGACUACGCCCGGCUCGCUGCCGCAGGCCAUCUCGUCCAUGUCGACCCGGUGGCCGUCAUCCGUGAGCCGCGGUACUUUAUUGAUCGCGCAGAGCGGGUGCUGCAAUGA